Messenger RNA from Platichthys flesus (European flounder), 1140 nucleotides. Its product is annotated as actin-binding Rho-activating protein-like. NCBI's taxonomy places the organism in Eukaryota, Metazoa, Chordata, Actinopteri, Pleuronectiformes, Pleuronectidae. Gene Ontology annotation, biological process: positive regulation of Rho protein signal transduction. Gene Ontology annotation, molecular function: actin binding. Bases 183 to 716 code for a protein of 177 amino acids. The record is from RefSeq and is a predicted model, not a curated record. The transcript has 2 exons.
UCCAUCACAGCGGGUUUGCCAGGCGUCUCUUGCUCAGUCCUGCUGUUGUCAGCACUGCUGCAGUGAUGCCAGGUGAGAUUCACAUGAAACCACAGGAUUGAUGUGGUUUUUUCUACUUCUGGAACCAUGACAGGGUGCUGCAGGUGAAGUGGGGAUCCAGUCAGUGUCUGACAUAGCCAGUGAUGGGGACAAACAGCCAGAGCAACGCCACGGUGGACACUGAAGAUGACGCCCCAGCUCAGUUUGGCAACGACACUGCAGUGGGCAUUGUCUCUGUGAAAGGCUUAAAGGAGAACUGGCAGAAGUGGUCUGAGCAGCACCAGGAGUACCAGAAGCACAACCCCUUCAGUCACGACGCCAGGCCCAGCGGGGCAGUCCCUCAGAGGGGGCAGGAGGACUACGGGAGGCCCCUGCAGGGCUCCAUGACGGAGCAGCGGGGGAAGGAUGCUCACUUGCGCAUCAGCACAGAGGUUCAGGAGCUGUGUGAGGUGAUCAGGAACAUUGGGGAGCCGAGAGACUGCGAAGGGGAAGGAAGCAGCUGCGAUGGGAAAUCGGUCCGUGUAGAAUUUGGGAAACUGUUUGAGCAUUAUGUGAAUAUCUCAAAUAAACUGGUGGGGAUUCUUCUGCGAGCGAGGAAGCAGGGGCUGGUUGACUUUGAGGGGGAGAUGCUGUGGCAGGGGAAGGAUGACCAUGUGGUUAUCACUCUGUUACAGUGAACUGGAUUAGUGUUGAUGCCUUUAUUCGUGGUGCAUCUCCAAAGAACAUUAGAUGUACAAGUGCAUUUUCUCUAAAUGCUAAAAACAAAAUAAUCUAACCUACUGUUCAGAUGCAUACAAGUUAAUGGACGAACAUAAGUCUUUGACAAUCAGAAAUGUUGUAAAGCAGACAUCUACAAUGCCAAUUAGCAGCAUUUGUGAGCAGUGAAAGAUGUCAGGCCACCAUCAGCAUGUUGACAAUUCCGUUUUCAAAAAGAAUAAUAGUCCUUUAAACCAUUCGCUCCUAUAUCUAAUAGAAGGAUGAAAGUUCAUCCAUCUAUAAUAUAUACCACUUAUCCUUUUGAGGGUCGCGGAGGGAGCUGGAGCCAAUAUCGGCUGCCAUCGAGCAAGAGGCAGGGUAGACCCUGGGCAGGUCACCAGCACA